CAUCGAGGAGGAGGUGGUGGACCAAGUGAUGGAUGCCGCCUGCAAAUCCUACCUAGAACGGCAGUGCAUUCCGUACGCAGUGAACAGGGCACGGCAGACCAUACUCCAUGUGGUCCAGAUGAGAUUUGUGCCCCAGGAUGAGGGAGAACCCCACCUGGCAGAGGACCCCACGUGGGCGGAGGACGAGGAACCCUCACCUUGCCCGACUGACACCUGGGCUCUGGGAGCCUUGCCCGUGCGGUGCGCGCCCUCCUCGGUGGAAGGGAAGACCAGCCGAGGCAAAGACAGCCCCGCCCCAGCUCCUUCCCACCUCCCGCCCCCGCCCCGCCGCGUCUCUGUUCUCUUCAGCGCCUCUCUGGGCUGCUCCUGCCUUAGUUCCUCUGUCUUCUGUGCCCGCGUCUCGCCGUCAGUUUUCUUCCCUCUCCCGCCUGGGGUUCCCAUCUGAGAGCUGGCUUGCAGCCCCAGCCUCCAGUUCCCUACUUUAAACCUAGGCCUACCGUCGCCAGGCUUCAGUUCGAAGCUGACCUUCCACAGUCCUGGCCUCUGCAUUCUCGCCACGCACCUGGGGCUCCCCUCUGUGGCCGGCAGCCCCAGAUCCAAACUAUGGCCAGGUGCCAAGUGGCCCAGCGGCUGGGAGGGGGAGGUCGAGUUGCUGGGUGAGCUAUGGGUGGGCCGCACCCGUGUACUCCCGCAGGGCCUGGACCCCAAGGAUCAGAAGAGCCAGGAUCUUCAGAAGGGGCCUCACCCUGCGCCUGGACUUCUCAAGGCCAAGUCCCAGGUGGUGAGGAAGCCCAUGUUGCUGCCAAAAGCGCCGAAGAUGGCUCCUGGUGUGAGCAUGUGGAAACCAGCCACCCAGGAGCUGCUUAGCCCUGCUGAACCUCAACAGGAGGACAAAGAGGGCAGCACCUCUCGUCCCAUCCACAUGGGUGCCCCAGAACCCAAGGUGAUAGUGGCACAGCUAACAGAAAAGUCAGGUCCCCAAAUAUCAUCACUCCCCUCCAAGCACCCGCCCCAUCCUGGGCCGUGAACCUCAGGCAGUGGGAAUCUGCCUGCCUUCUGUCUGUCUGCCAGAAAUAAACACCUGACUUGCUUUAAGAAUU
Vicugna pacos (alpaca) is the source of this 1100-nucleotide messenger RNA. NCBI's taxonomy places the organism in Eukaryota, Metazoa, Chordata, Mammalia, Artiodactyla, Camelidae. The record is from RefSeq and is a predicted model, not a curated record.